Molecule: messenger RNA, 1870 nt
Organism: Glycine soja
Lineage: Eukaryota; Viridiplantae; Streptophyta; Magnoliopsida; Fabales; Fabaceae
Product: acetolactate synthase small subunit 2, chloroplastic-like
Exons: 12
Coding region: 129-1553 (474 amino acids)
Biological process (GO): L-valine biosynthetic process
Cellular component (GO): cytosol
Molecular function (GO): acetolactate synthase activity; acetolactate synthase regulator activity
Source: RefSeq, a predicted model, not a curated record
GCCGCCACAGUGCAGUGAAAGUAGUAGUAGACGAAAGCACGACUUACGCUCACAGACACACUCACACUCACACUCACACUCCCGGUGCCGCCGCCGCCACCACCACCACCAUUGCUUUCACUCUCCGAAUGGCAACCAUUCUAUCUCCAAUCCAAACCCUCAAAUUCCGUUCUCCCAAUCCCAAACCUCUCUUCUCUCCCAAACCGCCUCCCAUCUCCACACCUCUCACCUUCCGCGCCGAUAAACUCACUCUCUUCGUCUCCUCCGCCACCUCCUCCGCCACCGUCUCCACCAACGGCCCUCCCUCUCCUCCCUCCCCUGCUCGCUCAAAGGUUCGGCGACACACGAUUUCCGUGUUCGUCGGCGAUGAGAGCGGAAUGAUAAACCGGAUUGCUGGCGUGUUCGCGAGGAGAGGAUACAACAUCGAGUCGCUCGCCGUUGGCCUCAAUGAGGACAGGGCGCUCUUCACCAUCGUCGUGUCAGGGACUGAUAAGGUGCUGCGCCAAGUCAUGGAGCAGCUUCAGAAGCUCGUCAAUGUCUUAAAGGUAGAGGAUCUUUCGAGGGAACCGCAGGUGGAACGUGAACUGAUGCUCAUAAAAGUGCAUGCGGAUCCGAAGCACCAUGCGGAGUUGAAGUGGUUGGUGGACAUCUUCAGAGCUAAGAUUGUGGAUAUCUCGCAACAUUCGGUGACAAUUGAGGUCACUGGAGAUCCAGGGAAGAUGGCUGCGGUUCAAAGAAAUUUCAGCAAGUUUGGAAUUAAAGAGAUAGCCAGAACUGGAAAGAUUGCAUUAAGAAGGGAAAAGAUGGGUGCAUCUGCUCCAUUUUGGCGGUAUUCAGCUGCUUCUUAUCCAGAUCUUGAAGGAAGAACACCUGUGAAUGCCAUGGUGGGAGCAAAAAAUAUGAAACCUGUUGCCAAACCUGAUACACCUGUGGGGGGAGAUGUUUAUCCUAUAGAGCCACCAGAUGGUUUUACAGUCAAUCAAGUACUUGAUGCUCACUGGGGUGUCCUCAAUGAAGAAGAUACUAGUGGAAUUCGAUCACACACUUUAUCCAUGCUGGUGAACGAUGCUCCUGGAGUUCUAAACAUUGUUACAGGAGUUUUUGCUAGAAGAGGCUAUAACAUUCAGAGUUUAGCUGUAGGACAUGCAGAAGUUGAAGGACUUUCUCGACUUACGACUGUGGUUCCUGGGACAGAUGAGUCAAUUAGCAAGUUGGUGCAGCAACUCUAUAAGCUAGUAGAGCUACAUGAGGUUCGUGAUAUCACCCACUUGCCAUUUGCUGAGCGAGAAUUGAUGCUAAUAAAGAUUGCUGUAAAUGCUGCUGCACGGCGUGAUGUCCUUGAUAUUGCUAGCAUUUUCCGGGCUAAAGCCGUUGAUGUAUCUGGUCACACAAUAACUCUGGAGCUUACUGGAGAUUUGGACAAGAUGGUUGCAUUGCAGAGAUUGUUAGAACCAUAUGGCAUUUGUGAGGUGGCACGAACUGGGCGAAUUGCUCUAGUCCGUGAGUCAGGUGUGGACUCCAAGUACUUGCGUGGAUACUCUUAUCCUUUGUAAUCACUUCACCUGGGUCGAAGAACCAUCAAAAUCUUAGGAUUUUAGAGCUUGUACUUUCUCUUAAACUUUGCCUACGGAUUCUUGCCUUCUGAACUAUAAUGUUAAUAAGUCCUUCUGUGAUUAAUAUAGGCUUGGGAUGACAUCUGAGAUUAAAAAAAAAGGUUUUCCUCUCCUCAACUUUGCUUCAUUUUUUGGUGGAAUUACAGUUUACUAUUUUGUGUAGGGACAAAUUUUUUGCUUGUCAAAAUAUUUAUGUUUCUUACUUGGAUGUUGUCUGUUCAAAAUUAAAUUCCUUAUAUUAAUGCUGUCGAAUCCUA